Messenger RNA from Candida albicans SC5314, 1152 nucleotides. It is a transcript of the gene CST5, whose product is annotated as Cst5p. The record is from RefSeq and is a predicted model, not a curated record. The coding region runs from base 1 to 1152 and encodes 383 amino acids. NCBI's taxonomy places the organism in Eukaryota, Fungi, Ascomycota, Pichiomycetes, Serinales, Debaryomycetaceae. The transcript has a single exon.
AUGCUACAAUCUACGCCUAAGAGCUGGAAAGACUUUUUAAAAUCUCCAAAGAAGCCCACUAGCCCUACCACCCCACCAGGCAGUGUGACGAUCACACCAAAUACAACACCUCCAAGUGUGCCAUGUGCCAGUCCACGACCAGCGAAAAUCCCUUCCAGAGACCCAUUUCAAACCAUAAAUCCCGGACUAAACCUUUCCUUUGCCAAUAUUCUCAACAAGUCACUAGCAAAUCACGAAACAUGUUUCAUCUGUGGAGAACUACUUUCUACUGUAUUUGCAUCAGAACGAAUCCUAAAGUUAAAUUGUGGUGACUCCACCCACAGUGAAUGUUUCAAAGCUUAUUUUAAGGAAGAUAUACCACACGCAAGAAUCCAUGGCAAGACAAUAACGUUUGCCAAAACCUGUCGUGGUUUAAAUUGCAGUGGCACCAGAAACGUAGUUGUCGAUGUAAACAACUGGCACUUGGUUUCUGCUAGAAAGUUGUCGUUAAUACCCAAGAGACCAGCACCUCCACACCCCAACAGUGUCAACAUUAACGCUUUAAAGACAACCUUACAAAACAGCGAUAUACCUACCAGAUCUCCUUCACCAGACCCAACUGUUUCAACCACCACAGAAGUGGACGCAUAUGAGGUUGAAACGGUUAGAAACCAACUAAUCAAAUAUUUGUUAGAUCUGUGUCCUAAAAUCAACUUGUCAAGAUUGGUUCUGUUGGGAAAUUUGCGAGUUGCAGACGAGCUUUCUGUUUGUGUGGAGCCACUGGACUAUUUCCAAACAAGGUAUGUUUAUUUAUUCGAAAACUACAUGCUUAUAUGGAAUAGUGUUGACUACCCUGUAUUCGUCCCAAUGCAGAAUAUCCAAAUCUCCUCUCGUGGAUCGUCCAUCCUACAAGUGCGUCAAAAAGAUGAUGGGUUAUCGACAUUGAUUCAAUCUACAUCUAGCACAGUAGUGGAAAAAUGGGUUGUUGCCAUUUCUGACGCUCAUUUACAGUUGCCAGCACCGGAUAUAACGUCUACAAUUGACACCUCCCCUAGUGAUAGUGAUUCCGAUAUUGAUUCAGACGAAGAAGUUAUUCAGCAAGCACUAACUAAAAACAAUUGGGCCGAUUUAAUGAUUGAGAUUGAUAAUGCGUUACUUACAUCUGACCCGUAA